This is a messenger RNA of Sipha flava (yellow sugarcane aphid), 3948 nucleotides long. RefSeq lists its product as uncharacterized. Gene Ontology annotation, molecular function: nucleic acid binding. The record is from RefSeq and is a predicted model, not a curated record. Gene Ontology annotation, biological process: DNA integration. Lineage: Eukaryota; Metazoa; Arthropoda; Insecta; Hemiptera; Aphididae.
UCAUCCGCUCUAUACCGUUAUCCGAUUCCAACUAUGCCGUUGCAUGGAAAUCAUUAAAUGAUCGAUUCGAUAAUCAGCGUUUAAUAAUGAAUGCGCAUUUGGAUAGGUUGUUUGAGUUUCCACCGUUAAAAUCAUCGUCUUUGCACGAAUUAAAGAAAUUUCUCGAUACUUUCCAAGAAAAUAUCGCGGCCUUGGAAAACUUUAAAAUUCCAAAUAAGGAAGGUUACUUGUUUUUCUAUAUUGCUGCACGUGUAUUAGAUUCAAAUACUAAAUGUUUAUUCGAAUCUCAACAUAACAACGAUACAUUGCCAGUUAUUAAUGAUUUAUUAAAGUACGUUCAAAAUCGUUGUCAAAUUCUUCAGAAUAGUUUCACUGCCUCAACACCAAUAGCUUCCAUCAAACUGAAACCAGCAUUUUCACCAAGUAAGAAAGUUCAAGCACUUACGAAAACAUCUCUUGUCACCAAUUCGUCUGAAUCAAAUAAAGCAUGCCCUCUUUGCAGUUCUUCUCAUCAUCUUUAUAAGUGUGAACAAUUUUUACAACUGUCUCCAUCAAAACGUUUAAAAAAGGUUCAAUCAAAUCAUAUGUGUACAAACUGUUUAAGUGCUAACCACACAUCCAUUAAAUGUAUGUCUAAAUUUACUUGUCGUCAUUGUUCCGCCCGACAUCAUUCAUUAUUGCAUCUAGGCGAAAACGAGCAAAAUUCAUUGUCGUCAGACACUCAUUCGAUACCGAAAACCAAACCAAAUCCUUCAACUUCGUCCACAGAACAGUCCUCAACUCCGUUUGUCGGAACGGUCAACACUACCAACUUGAAUGUAUUAGGCACGGCCCUGAUUCGUGUACGUGACAAAUUUGGACAAUGGACUACUGUUCGGGCACUUAUUGAUUCUGGCUCUCAGAUCUCGGCUAUUACGCAUAUGAGUGCUACUAAGCUCGGUCUUAACAGACGUCAUACCGAUGUUUCUGUUGUGGGAUUGUCUCAAACCCCUAUUAUACAAACAAAGGGUUCAUUACUUUGCCACAUUAUUCCUCAUACAGCGGCUUCCCCUGAGUUGAUAUGCGAGCCUCUCAUAUUAUCGAAAAUCACUGGUCUUAUGCCUUCAGCAGUCCUGAGUCCUUCAAUACGAUCAACUUAUUCGGAUCUACAAUUUGCCGAUCCGUCGUUCGAUUACCCGGGUCACAUUGAUUUUCUUAUCGGCGCGGACAUGUAUAAUAAAAUAUUUGAAAAUGGUUAUCGUGUCCUCCACAGAGACGGCCUUCCUUCAGCCUUUGAGACCUCACUUGGUUGGAUCUUUGUGGGAACUUCCAGUCAAUGUCAUUCUCAAUCCAGCGUGUGCUUAAAGUUAUCCUCGGAACCGUCGCUAAAGGAGUUGUUACAUCGUUUUUGGGCCUGUGAAGAGCCAGAAGUUCAGUCUGUACCAUUUACCGAACAAGAAAAGUGUGAGGACAUUUUUCACCGGUCUACUGUUCGAGAUAGUACAGGUCGUUACAUUGUCUCUUUGCCAUUUAAAAAGGACCCAUCAAUUCUUGGUGAUUCUCGAGGUAUGGCUCUAUCACGAUUUUUUAAUUUAGAGCGAAAAUUACAAGCCGAACCUGAAUUAUACGCUGAAUAUCGGCGGUUUAUGAGUGAGUACCAAUCACUUGGACACAUGAAAGUUGCAGCCACACCAGGAAAAUACGUGAUUCCUCAUCAUGCUGUUGUAAAAUAUUCAAAGGACAAACUUAAAUUACGAGUUGUUUUCGACGCUUCGGCUCGUACUACUUCGGGUGUCUCGUUGAACGACACUCUAUUUGUCGGUCCAAAGUUACAGUGCGACAUAUCGAAUAUCCUACUUCGUUGUCGUCUGAAUAAAUACAUGUUUACGGCCGAUAUAUGUAAAAUGUUUCGCCAAAUCAACAUCCACCCGUCACAUUACGACUAUCAGCACAUAUUAUGGCGAGACGAUCCUUCAAAACCAUUGGUAGAAUAUGCCUUGACGACUGUUACAUAUGGAGUCGCCUCAUCGCCUUAUCAAGCCUUGCGUGUGCUGCACCAACUAGAAAGGGAUGAGGGACACAAGUUUAAAAGAGCCUUAGGCGUUCUCACUACAGAAACCUAUGUAGAUGAUAUUAUAACAGGAGCAGAAACAAUUCCUGACACGCUAACCCUUCAACGUCAGGUCACUGAAUUGUUGGAUGCAGGUGGUCUAGAGCUCAAGAAAUGGGCAAGCAACUGUCCAGCGGUCCUUCAGGAUGUUCCUGCAGAAAACCGAGUUAUGGAAUCCUCCUUUGAUCCGAAAGAUCAUUGUUCAGUCAAAAUACUUGGUUUACAUUGGGACCCGGUGUUAGAUAUAUUGAGUUACCAUAGCGAGUCCCCUACUUCUGCCAUAACGAAACGUUCAGUGUUAUCUACGAUAGCCAAAAUCUACGACCCACUUGGAAUUCUGUCCCCUAUCACAUUUUGGGCGAAAUGCUUUAUGCAGGUAUUAUGGAAGAAUGAUUACCAUUGGGACCAGCCCAUUUCUACCGAAAUGGCUUCGUCUUGGAAGACAUUUUCUUCUGAACUUCCAUGUGUUUCUUCGGUCAGUGUUCAACGGUACAUUCCCACUGAACAGUCUUCGAAUAUAUCACUCUUAGGGUUUUCCGAUGCGUCCCUUAGUGGAUACGCUGCAGUUGUAUAUAUUCGAUUGGAGUACAACUCUAUGCCUCCGACCGUACAUCUUAUCACCGCUAGAUCCAAAGUUGCGCCCUUGAAGUCAGGACGAGUGGUUGAACCAUUAUCAGUUCCGAGGUUGGAACUUUGUGGUGCACUACUACUUGCGCAAACAUUGCAUCGAAUACAAACAACACUCGCUUCAAAGAUCAACAUCCAAGAAGUACAUGCAUGGACAGACUCCACUGUCGUGCUAUCAUGGUUAACUUCUCAACAAAUUGAAUUUAAGAUCUUCGUGACAAAUCGUUUGAAAAGGAUAUUCGAAUUAUUACCGAACUGCCAUUGGCAUUAUAUUCCUACCCACCAAAAUCCAGCGGAUUGCGCUUCAAGAGGCAUGUACCCUAAAGAAAUGCUGUCUCAUAGUUUGUACUGGAAUGGGCCCGACUUGUUGAAACAGUCAAUCAACCAUUGGACUACCACAAGAUUCAAUGUUGUGCCAAAUGACCUAUUGCCGGAACGAAAACUUGUUUCAGAGACAGUUCAUCUUGUCACUCUGCCAUAUAGCGAUACUAGUUGGCUCGAACGCUUUUCAAAUUUUACACGCCUCCAACGAGUCCUCGUUUACAUCCGCCGCUUUAUUGCUCGUGGCCGCCAACUGCCUGCUUAUUCAGGUUAUAUUCGUCAGUCAGAAUUAGAGGACGCAUUGAAGGUACUUGUCAAAAUCACUCAAUCACAGAAUUUUUAUUCUUUUAUAUUAAGUCUUUCUUCAUAUAAAACUACGGCUAUUCCGGCGUCACUAGCACGCCUAUCUCCGUUUAUAGAUUCUGACGGAAUCAUUCGGGUAGGAGGUCGCCUAAGACAUGCCAAUGCCAACGAGAAUCUUAAGCAUCCUAUCUUACUACCAAAAUCUUGUGUGCUUACAACUUUGCUUGUUCACCAUUUCCACAUAAAUUAUCUUCAUGCCGGGCCUCAACUGGUUUCCUCGCUCAUAAGAGCGCGUUUUUGGAUCAUUUCGAGUCGCUCCGUCAUAAGACAUAUAAUCUUUAAGUGUGUACCAUGUGCAACAUAUAGAGCAUCUAUCCCAUCACCAGUCAUGGGUGAUCUCCCUAAGUCACGAGUCCAGUCAAUACGACCAUUCAGCAAUGUAGGCAUCGAUUGUGCUGGCCCUUUUGCCAUAAAAGAAGGAAAACGUCGAAAUGCUCGCGCAAGUAGAUGCUAUUUAGCAAUCUUUGUGUGUAUGGCAGUGAAGGCUGUCCAUGUAGAAGUUGUCUCGGACCUAUCCACUCCUGCGUUCAUUGCCGCGCUACACAGGU